This is a messenger RNA of Silurus meridionalis, 840 nucleotides long. It is a transcript of the gene he2, whose product is annotated as high choriolytic enzyme 2-like 1. The transcript is spliced from 7 exons. The record is from RefSeq and is a predicted model, not a curated record. Gene Ontology annotation, biological process: proteolysis. Gene Ontology annotation, molecular function: zinc ion binding; metalloendopeptidase activity. Bases 23 to 730 code for a protein of 235 amino acids. NCBI's taxonomy places the organism in Eukaryota, Metazoa, Chordata, Actinopteri, Siluriformes, Siluridae.
GGAGUUUCUGUAUCCAGAGGAGAUGAAUCCAAUGGAAAAGAUACUUGUAGCAAAUAACAAAAUGUCACGUUUUCAGGGCUUUGCCUUUCGGGAAGGUGACAUUGCGAAUUAUGGUACAAGGAGCACAAUUUCAUGUCCAAACCAAAACUGCCUCUGGCCAAAAUCAGUGGAUGGGUUUGUUUACGUACCUUACACCAUCUCUCCUCUUUACGAUACUAUGGACCGGAUCACAAUUGAGAUGGGAAUGCUGGAUAUCUCAUCUUCGACGUGUGUGAAAUUUGUGCCUCGUACGCAUCAAGCUGACUUUGUUGAUAUCCAGCCUAAAUAUGGGUGCUGGUCCUUCUUGGGAAGGAUUGGAGGACCACAGCCACUUUCACUGCAGACUCCUGCGUGCAUGUGGUCAGGCGUGGCAUCUCAUGAGCUUAUGCAUGUGCUUGGGUUUGUACAUGAGCAGUCUCGUUCAGAUCGUGACCGCUAUGUCACCAUCCUGUGGGAAAACAUAAUAGAGGGGCAGAAGCACAAUUUUAAAAAGUAUGAGACAAACAAUUUAAACACCGUGUAUGACUUUGACUCUGUAAUGCAUUAUGGGAGAUAUGCAUUCUCAGAAGAUGGAUUACCAACUAUAAUCCCUAAACCUGAUCCAAACAUUCCUAUUGGCCAACGUGAUGGACCAAGCAAACUAGAUAUUCACAAAAUAAAUCUGCUGUACAACUGUGGUGGCUUUGUGUGAAUAGACGCUAUAGAAUAGAAUAACAUAUCGGAUCAGUCACAAUUCUUAUAUUUUUCAGGCUAUAGGAUUUUUAUUUUGCAUUGUCGUAGAUACUGCAACUUAGAAUACAA